GGUUUGUUGGGCUGUGCUUCGGCUAGUGGAGAAAAGAGUUCACUAUAUAAACCCUGAUACAGGGUCUGAUACAUCACCAAAGCUUCCAGAAGAGCAACAGAGAACAUGUCUACAUACGCUCAGGAGGCCAAGGAAGAUCUUCCUCACAUAAACAAGUACAAGGACAAGAUUAUCAGUGCUGCUAACAAUUGUAAUGUGCCACCUUCUGUCGUGGCUGGCAUCAUCUCCAGAGAGACACGCGGAGGUAGAGGGGCAGGUUUCACUUCUGAUGGCUGGGGAGACAACAGGAAUGCCUUUGGACUAAUGCAGGUUGACAUACGCUACCACAUGCCUCAGGGUGCGUGGGACAGCCAGACCCAUAUUGAGCAAGGAAUUGGGAUUCUACAAUACUUCCUCACAGACUUUAAGGAUAAGCGUCCUAGUUGGAGCGCUGCGCAGCAGCUGAAAGGAGCGCUGGCUGCCUACAACAUGGGUACAGAAAGAAUGGAUUACAACAACGUGGACGCUCACACUACUGGGGGGGACUACUCCGCUGAUGUCCUUGCCAGGGCCGAGUUCUUUAAGAGGAAUGGGUAUUAACUCUGAGAGCUGCCCCACUUCUC
Molecule: messenger RNA, 602 nt
Organism: Clupea harengus (Atlantic herring)
Lineage: Eukaryota; Metazoa; Chordata; Actinopteri; Clupeiformes; Clupeidae
Product: lysozyme g-like
Exons: 4
Coding region: 106-579 (157 amino acids)
Biological process (GO): defense response to Gram-positive bacterium; peptidoglycan catabolic process
Cellular component (GO): extracellular region
Molecular function (GO): lysozyme activity
Source: RefSeq, a predicted model, not a curated record